Amaranthus tricolor (Joseph's coat) is the source of this 3070-nucleotide messenger RNA. RefSeq names its product chloride channel protein CLC-e. NCBI's taxonomy places the organism in Eukaryota, Viridiplantae, Streptophyta, Magnoliopsida, Caryophyllales, Amaranthaceae. Gene Ontology annotation, biological process: transmembrane transport; chloride transport. The transcript has 7 exons. Bases 202 to 2592 code for a protein of 796 amino acids. Gene Ontology annotation, cellular component: chloroplast thylakoid membrane. Gene Ontology annotation, molecular function: voltage-gated chloride channel activity. The record is from RefSeq and is a predicted model, not a curated record.
CUUAUCCAUAAUCCAGCAUUCAUACACAAAAAAAUAUCCUGAAGAAUUUUCGUACAAAAGAACUCCAUGGAUUCCGCAAAGGAGGAUUUCCGGUAUCAAGCGUGAUUUCAAUGUUGAUGGAUAUACGACAUUAGAGACGAACACAAAGUUCUUGAUUCGCGCUACACCAGUAUCCGAUUCCCAUUCAAGAAGCAAUUGACGAUGAUAAUGGCGGUUACACCUUCUACUGGAAAAACUAUCUUCUCUUAUGGAAGAAGAGACACCAAAAUGCAUCAAUUUCAUCCUUCUUACACUUAUUACUUUUCAUCUCUGGCAUCAUCAAGCCAGAAAUUUCCAUUCUCCUCGCCAUACGAAUACAAAUUUAGAAUUUUCUCCUCAGUUAACCUAAUUUUAAAUUAUGGAAUUUCAUCCGGUAGAGAUUUUUAUCGCUGUAAUUUUAAAGGAAUCAAAGUUUUAAAGAAAUCUUUAUCAGAUGAAGAUGAUCAGUGUGCAGCAUUAGAGGAGGAUGAUCGUAGUAGUGGAGGCGGCGGAGGCGAUGAUGGAGGAACUCUAGAAUUAGUUGAUGAGGUAAACCCUAGGAAGGGAAUAUUGGCAUCUGCUUUACAAGGAUUUACUCUUCCACAAACUGAAGGCACUUCUGCAAUUAUCUCUGCUUGUGUUGUUGGACUUUUUACUGGAUCUAGCGUCGUCCUUUUCAAUUACGUGGUGCAUGAAUUUCGUGAUUUCUUUUGGGAUGGGGUAUUAUAUCGAGGUGCAUCAUGGUUAAGAGAAGAGCCUCUUGAAGAGACAUGGAAGAGGACUAUUUUUGUGCCGGUUUGUGGUGGUAUUCUGGUGUCCGUAUUGAAUCUUAUUCGAGAUGGUCUGGAUACCCCUGAUCGAGGAGAGUUUGUUUUCAUUCCUCAAAUAAAGGCAGUGCUUCAGCAAUUCCUCAAGUCCCUGGCUGCUUGUGUUACCCUUGGAACUGGAAAUUCUUUAGGGCCUGAAGGUCCCAGUGUUGAGAUUGGUUCUUCCAUCGGCAAAGGCAUUGCAUCUCUGUCUGCUAAGAGUACUGGAAAAAAGGUUCCUCUUGUUGCUGCAGGAUCAGCUGCUGGGAUUGCUUCUGGAUUCAAUGCUGCUGUUGCUGGAUGCUUUUUUGCUGUGGAGUCUGUUUUAUGGCCAUCACCUGAUUCAGCUGUGUCACUUACAAAUACAACCUCAAUGGUCAUACUCAGUGCUGUCAUAGCUUCUGUAUUAUCUGAGGUUGGUCUCGGUGCUCAACCAGCCUUCAAGGUUCCUAGUUAUGAUUUCCGCUCUGCAAGUGAGCUCCCACUGUAUCUUUUGCUGGGACUUCUAUGUGGCUUGGUUUCUUUGGCCUUGACUAGAUGUACUACUUUCAUGCUAAAUGAGGUUGAUGAAAUUAAGAAAGCUGGUCGAGUACCAAAGGUUGUUUUACCAGUAACCGGGGGCCUAGCAGUUGGGCUCAUGGCUUUGGCAUAUCCAGAAAUUCUUUACUGGGGUUUCCAGAAUGUUGAUAUCUUAUUGGAAUCUCGACCAUUUGUGAAAGGCCUGUCAGCUAACCUAUUGGUACAACUUGUGGGUGUUAAAAUUAUUGCUACUUCCUUUUGUCGAGCCUCUGGAUUAGUUGGGGGAUAUUAUGCUCCCUCACUUUUUAUAGGUGCUGCCACAGGAAUGGCAUAUGGCAAACUUAUUGCUUUGGCAGUUUCUGAAUUUCGUCCAAUCCAGUUUUCCUUCAUUGAAGUGGCAUCACCACAAGCAUAUGGCCUGGUUGGCAUGGCUGCUACUCUUGCAGGAGUUUGCCAAGUACCUCUAACAUCAGUGCUGCUUCUUUUUGAGCUGACUCAGGACUAUCGGAUUGUCAUACCGCUUUUAGCAGCUGUUGGCAUGUCUUCAUGGAUUACAUCUCCAAGGAUAAAAAGAUCAGAUUCAGGGAAUCUAAAGAAAAUUAAAGAAAGUUCUCUGGAGAUUCAACCAAGUAAAGCAUCAAAAAUUAACACUGCCUCACGUUCUUCUGGUUUGUCAUACUCUUUAAAGGAAUCAAAGACAGAUAAUAUCUGUGAAAUCGAGAGAUCAAGUUGUUUUGAAGAUUCUGACGUGGAGACUGAGGAAGUUGAAAGUAGAAUCUUAGUUUCGCAGGCUAUGAGGACAAGCUUUGCAGCUGUCUCAAGGAGCACACCGUUAAUGGAAGCGGUGACUCUCAUGCUUGCAGAGAAGCAGGAUUAUGCUGUAAUUGUUGAUAAAGGUGAUCAUUUGAUCGGUAUACUGUCCUUAGAUGACAUUCUAGAGUUCAGUGGAUAUGCACAAACUAAGAAAAUAAAACCUGAGGAGUUGGUAGUGGAAGAUAUAUGCUCUCAUAAUGAUAAAUGUGAGGUUUUGUGGACAGCAACUCCAAACAUGGAUCUUCUAUCAGCUGAAAUAAUAAUGAUCAAACAUAGAUUGAGCCAGCUGCCUGUUGUUUCUGAGCUUGGGCAGGGAUUCAGAGGAAAACCCGUUGGUGUUAUAGACAUGCAGUGUAUCAAGCUAGCUUGCAGAGCUGUCGCCGCCACACAAUAUCUGAAUGAGAAUCCUGGAUCAAAAAGUGAUCGCCUCGUAUAGAGGGCAGUCUGCACUGGGUUUAUACUACAUCUUUCUGGUUAACUAAAACUGGAAAAUGACUAAUGACCUUAACCUGAGUAUGGAAGCUAAUGACAUGAGUGAUAUGUCCUUGCUCCUGUAGAAUGCAAUUGUUGAAUGCUGCUCCUGUAGAACGCAAUUGUUGAUUGUGCAGUGUUUUGGAUGUGGUAAGGGACAAAGUUUCAUUUCAUUUCAAAUUAUACGUCGAAAUGAAGAGUGACGUUAGGACUGUUUGGAUUAAUUCUAUGCUGGAGUUUCGAUUUGGCAUAGUCUGAUGUUCAAUAUCGGCUGGUGGCUGGAAUUCAAAACUCAUGCUUGAAUCCCAAUGAGACAGGAUUGUACACAAUAGAUCGAUUAUAGCUAUGUUCAUACUUCAUAGUCCAUUUUUUAUUCCAAGAUUGUUAUAGGCUAGAAUUAUAAAACUUAUAUUACUACUAAUAAAAGUAUAAUCAAAGAUAAA